UCUGUUUCCGGCGUCCCAGUCGUAGGAGGAAUCGAUCUGUCCCAACAAAAGAGAGAGAGAGAGAGAGAGAUCUAUCAUCAUCGAUGGACCAUGCGGCGCCGCGGGCGAGGGAUUGGUCGUUGCUCCCCCUCGACGUUCUCUCCUCGAUCUUCAUUCGGAUUGGCGCCGUCGACGUCCUCAUGGGCGCCGGCCUGGUGUGCCGCUCGUGGCUCGAGGCGGCGAAGCUGCCAGAAGUGUGGCGGGCCGUGGACAUGGACAAGCACGAGGUCGUGUUCACGAAGUGUAACGUUGUCCUGCGCGCAAUGGCGAAGGCGGCCGUCGACCGUGCCGACGGGCAGCUUCGGUCGUUCGCCGGCAAGCUGUUUGUCACCAAUGAGCUCAUCAAGUAUAUCGUGGAAAGAUCACCCUCGCUGACUAGCCUUCGUCUCGUUUCCUGCCAUGUCCACUACCUCGCCAGUGUUAUGCAAGAGUCGCCUCCGAUGGAGCUGCGUUCCCUUGAGCUCGACGACACUUACCUCACCGUUAAAGACCUGACGUCUGUCGUCGAGAGCUGCCCUCUCCUAGAGGUUCUUCGGGUGCGCAACUGCGUUCAGGUCUAUAAGAAAGACGAGCAGGCCCUGCGAGCGAAAUUCGCUAGGAUUAAGACCCUAAAGAUUGAGCGUGAUGGCGCUACAGUUAGUAUCCAUAAUUGAGAGAAUGUGCCAAAAUAGCAUUCCCUUAAAAAUAAUCAGUCACUCAGGUGUAUAGGGCGUGGACAUGCUUCUAGGUCGGUAAUUUGAGUGCGAUGAUUUGUUUCACUACAGUCCCGACUAUUUCGAGAGCUACGAUGAUUGUGAGCACAUUCCCAUUCUUUUUAAACCAUGGCAAAAGCUUCUUGAUAUUAUUAAGAAGAGGAGA
Molecule: messenger RNA, 897 nt
Organism: Triticum aestivum (bread wheat)
Lineage: Eukaryota; Viridiplantae; Streptophyta; Magnoliopsida; Poales; Poaceae
Product: putative F-box/LRR-repeat protein 23
Exons: 2
Coding region: 84-692 (202 amino acids)
Molecular function (GO): protein binding
Source: RefSeq, a predicted model, not a curated record